AUGGUGAAGGGCUGGACUCGUGUUGUUGACCUGACACUGCUGUGUGCAGCUUCUCCUGCUCAUCCUCCGCCCAUUCACUUACUCCAGAGGCUUGGCUUGUUUGUUGCCGGGGGUUACGCUUGUUGGUGAGCACAAUGUCGGAGCACUUGCAGCUCUCCCUUGCCUUGUGCAGGAUUGGGCUUUACACGUGUUUCCGGGCACUGUGCUGUAAAGGACCCCCGCCGCCAAGACCCGAGUAUGAUGUGGUGUGCAUUGGCCUGACAGGUGCUGGAAAGACCAGCCUGCUCUCACGCCUCUGUAGUGAGGGCAGUGACGGCAUCGUUCCUACAACAGGUUUCAGCAUCAAAGCAGUGCCAUUCCCAAAUGCCAUCUUGAAUGUAAAAGAACUUGGAGGAGCUGACAACAUCAAGAAAUACUGGAGUCGUUACUACCAGGGGUCACAGGGAGUAGUCUUUGUAUUGGACAGCGCGUCAUCAGAUGAAGACCUGGAGGCGGCGCGGAACGAGCUGCACUCGGCCCUGCAGCACCCACAGCUCUGCACACUGCCUUUCCUCAUUCUCUCCAACCACCAGGACAAGCCUGCCGCAAGGACGCCAAACCAGGUCAAGAAAUACUUUGAGCUGGAGCCGCUGGCCCGAGGGAAGCGCUGGAUCCUGGACGGCAGCUCCACCGACAACAUGGAGGCGGUGAAAGAGAGCUUCGGUCAGUUCAUUAGCCUGCUGGAGGACAAAGACACUGAGCCUGCAAGGAUAUGAUGCUAACGCUGCUAAUGCAGAGACAUUAGUGGCUAACGGCUAACAAACGCCACAUCCUGCUGGUGCCCACGGUCACACACUCACGCACAGACACAAACAUGUACACAGGAAAAUACAGUGGAUGUGGGCCACUCUAUCGGAGAUGUAUAUUGUAUGUUACCCUCCCUUCACUGCGGUCUCACGAUUUCAAAUGGGAAGAGUGUGCGACACAACCUGAGAGGAGAGCUGCCAUUAAAUCCAAAUCAUCGAACUUUCCAGGAAUGGAAAUAUUGUUUACUACUGUCUGUGCCAUUGUGAUUAAUUGGCAUCUGGGACCUUUGUCAUUCCUUGUAGUCAGUAUCAUUGAACACUAACACACACACGCACACACACAAACACACACACACUGUCACACACGUAGCGGAGGCCAGGUUGUCUGUAGAUAUUUUAAUUAAAAUCUCCACUAAUUACUUUCCAGAAUGUGUGUGGACACAGUUGGUUUUCUUUCCUGUGAGAAGUGCUGUGUGAGCUCAGGUGUGCUUCUCCCUCGGACUCAGUAAAACGAAUGUCGUGGUGUGAUCGGGGUGCGUAGUUCAGAGCCUUGUGUUAUGUACAGUAGUUACAUAUCAAUGUGUCACACCAUAUCUGCGUAUCUAAUCUGAAUAGUGUAGUCUGAGUAUCUGAUGGAGUAUUAUAUACAUGCAACGAGUAACUGCUGUGUACCCUCCUGUGCCGCCAAACACAACUACUACUUAUCAUGUGACUAAGUGCUCGGUGAGUCUAUUUAGAGGAAGUGAAACAAGUCUGAAUGCUUUUUAUAAAUGUGCAGCGUAGGAUAUGUUUUAUAGCUCUGUAUGUUAACCUGGUAGAGCUGCAUUCAGAUGUUUUAUAUAUCACACACUUAUGAAUUCUUUACAAUCAAAGACCAAAAUGAAAUAGAAGCAGCAGCAGCAAUGAUUCACCGGGCUGAGAAACGUGAUGGAUUUUGAUUCAGUGUUUAGCAAAUUUCAUGUUCGUUUUUCUACAUUUUCACUUUAUUUUUAUUUUUUUUCCUUCUGAAUUCUACAUGAUCCCUCUCAACACUGACUCCAGUCCCCCGUCAGGGUGGAAUACAAACUCUAUCAAUCAGCCACAGCAACAGCUGCAUCUGACAAGUCCCUGUCCGACACCCUAAUGCCUUCCAACUGUCUGUGAAGACCCCUCCCUGUCUGCUGUUUAUCGUGGACCCCCACCCCACCUCAUCCCCAGCCUGCUCCAACCAACACUCUCCCUCCCGCGCUCUGUUACUGCUCGGUGGGGUAUUUAUCCCAGAUGCCGUCUUUCAGGCCGGUCGCCCUCGUGUGGUCUCCAAACAUCUAAAAUGGGUUUUAUUCAUGGAGCCACAGGUGUGUGGCUGUUCCCAGGAUGUUCCCUCCUCCUCCUCCCUGCAUUCAUUUCAGUUUUUCUUGUUUUCUUCAGUGUUUCGUCAGGUUUUGAGAUUUAAUAUUUUUUUGUACCUGACCAGAGAUCUGCCAGGAUUACAUUUUUUUUUUUACAUAACAAAUGAAAUUGGUGCAUUCUUUUGAUCGAAUGCUAAUGUUAGACGUUGCAUAUCAUCCUCUGACAAACACACAGGUUUUAAACAUUCACUGCAGUCUUUUAUGGGGGGGGGGAGCUGUAUUUGUGUUUGAUUUUGUUUUUUCAAUCAUCAGUUUUGUCUAAAAUGACA
Molecule: messenger RNA, 2442 nt
Organism: Paralichthys olivaceus (Japanese flounder)
Lineage: Eukaryota; Metazoa; Chordata; Actinopteri; Pleuronectiformes; Paralichthyidae
Gene: arl15a
Product: ADP-ribosylation factor-like 15a
Molecular function (GO): GTPase activity; GTP binding
Source: RefSeq, a predicted model, not a curated record